Molecule: messenger RNA, 11336 nt
Organism: Bursaphelenchus xylophilus (pine wood nematode)
Lineage: Eukaryota; Metazoa; Nematoda; Chromadorea; Rhabditida; Aphelenchoididae
Source: the annotation of a GenBank genome assembly
AUGAUACAACGGGUGGUAUGCGCAAUAUCCGGAGGAGUGGACAGUGCUGUUAGUGCUGCGAUUCUUAAAAAAAAGGGGUUCGAAGUCAUUGGUGUGUAUAUGGUGAGUUAACUUCGCUCUAAAUAAUACGGUAACAGAACAAUUGGGACUUUGUGGAGGAAGGGGAAAAUCAUUGUCCGAGAACCUUGGAUGAGACGGAUGCCCAACGGAUAUGUACAGCAUUGGAUAUAAAAUAUUAUCGUGUCGAUUUUGUUAAGGAGUAUUGGAAUGGAGUGUUUGAGUAAGUAACAGAGAUUCCCACUUACUUCGAGUCAGCAGCUCUUGUUCAAACAAUAGGUAUACCUUACUGACGGUCCGUGGGAUCCCCAAAUGAGACUAAGUAAGAUAUUCUGAACGAGCAUACAAAAGCCGGGGCCCGGUUUCGAAUCAACCCACAUUCAACGAGUUGUGCAGGGUGCGGCAAUUUUGUAGCCCGAUUCGAAUUCGCUAUAACUUUUUUAUUUGUCGGCCAAAUUUUACGAUUCUUUUUUUCCAUCAAUCCCCAGAGUUUGCGUUUUUGUCGGUUACCAGGUAUGUUAUGCAGCGGGUAAAAAAAUUUUUUCUUUGAUCGGCGGAUACUUCGGUAAUCCUCCUUGAAUUCGGCGGAGUGUUUUUUUUCACAAAUGAGGCUGUAAAUUGUUGUAUGUGUGAUGAAAAUGGGCGGAAAAGGAUUCAGAAGAUACAACAUGACAUUUAUUUCAAAUUUUUGUCAUUUGGCGGAGACAUUUUUUAACCGCGGCGGACGAUUUUUCUUCGACUUUGGAGAGCCAAAUCUGGCUAAAACCUAAACGUAUGGUUAAAGAUAUUAUUUACAGCCUCAUUUGUGAAAAAAAACACUCCGCCGAAUUCAAGGCGGAUUACGGAAGUCUUCGUUGCGUUUAAUAGAUCGGGAAACCUCCGAUCUAUUAUAGCUCCUGUAUAUAAUUUAAUUUCCCAUUUUUGACAGCAUUUGAUUCAUAUUGCCUAUAAAGACUUUUCAGUGAUGCCAAAGAAAAAAUAGUUACUACACGUCUUAUAUGUCGACCGCUCCGGCAGUGAGCCAAAAAUCAUCUUUUAAUUUUUGUUCAUGUUCAUUAUUUUCUAUGCGGAAAAAUGGUCCAAGUUUUGUUUUCAAUUUUUUGAGCAAAAAUCGAGUCUUUAGGAUACUUAUUAGCUGACUAAAUCCAAAAAAAUUAAACUAUGAUACUAUUACUCAGUAAGGUGUCCUCUUGUUUGAACCCGAGGCUCUCGGCUUGCUCGGAAAGGGUUAACAGUUCGGGUGGAAAUAUGUCUGCUGAUUUUAAAAAGUUUAGAAGGUUUUUGGACGGAUAUCGAGCAGGAAAAACGUUGGUGGCAGAUGUAGAAUGUAAUGCCCUCAUAAAAUUCGAAGCUCUUCACCGCUUUUCUAUUGACUCGCUGGGGGUUGAUGCCGUUGCUACAGGACAUUAUGCUCAAAAUUCCCUUGGUAAUUUUCUGGAAAACACUAAAAAAGGUAUUUUGUAUACUUAAUUUUACUGAUAACAGAUGCACGGCAUUCUGUAAUUUUGGGACACAACCCCAGUUGUGAGUUACUGGUAUAUUAGAAUGGGUAGGUCAAGAUUUUAAUUUCUGACUUGCUGUAGGUGUACUGCAACAUUUGAAGAUUUUGCAUUUCUUCUCGAUUAGUAGUCCGGUUGACUCGGGAUUAUAGAAAAGGUGUUUCUAAGAAACUUAUGUAUUGACACCUCUUUUCCUAGGACUUCUGGAAGUAUGUGAAAAAUUUGCAUAAUUAGUAAAAAAAUUUAACUUCCCAAAUUUUCUCAAAAAUUUUGGAUACUUGUACAUCCUUUUUAAUGCUCUAAAUAACGCGCUAUAAUGUAAGGAUUCCAACGGUAUCAAAAUCAUCGCUGGUCCGUGUGCCAUACCCGCACACGAGACCUGUAAACAUUCUGUCAUCAUGGUUUUUUUUGAUUUACAAGUCAUAUUUUCCGAAUUGCAAUUUUUAUAAAGAUAAAUAUACAGGGUGUUUCAAGAAAUGUUCCACAAAGUGUUGGCGAAUAUCUUUGUGCUCCUUGCAACUACCUAUGAAUUGAUUUUAAAAUUUGAAGUUGGGCGAUUUUAAAAUAUGCUUUAUGGGAAUUUUCAAAACACUUUUUUAUUCAAAAAAUGUAAAAAAAGUGGAAUCUGGUCAUAAAAAAUCAGUGAAUGGUUGACAUUUUGUCCUGAUUUGUUUUUUUGCCGUUCAAGACUUGGUUUUGAGGUUGAAAACUAGUUGGCCAGUUGCCGGAAUUGGUAGAUGAAAAGGAAAAAAAUUCCAAAUCUGACUGCGAAAUAUUGGAUUGUUAAAUCAUUGUUCAAGUACUUGUUUUGUUCGUAGGUGGGAAAACAAAGAAUAUCACUCCGAACGUGAUUAAUUUAAUGAAAAACCUACAAACGACUACAUUUAAAAAAUUACAUCUCGUUACAAAGCCCAGACAUCUUAAUUACGGAUGAAAUUUAUCUUGCACAGAUUGCUCCGCUGGAGCAAGAAAAGCCAAUCCAACCUAAAAAAUCUGUGUUCUUUGAUAAAAGAUUGGGUUUAGCAGCUUUUGUCCCAUUCCCGUAAUUUUCAAAAUUAAAAGAACGGGAAAUGCGACUUUGAAGUGACUGGAAUAUCAAAAAAUUCCCUGACAAGGGAUCGGCAAAUAGUUGUACCCUGCUUUCUUAACGAAAUAUGUAUCAUUUGAAAGAGCAUUAAAAAUAUACUCCCGGACAUAAAUUUCUGACCACCCAUAUCUCAAGUCAAUAUAACGCAAUCGCUUUGAAACUUGGCAUGUAUACUAGUCAUGACAGACAGAAUGUGCCACAUAAAAUUGUUUUUCGUGUCUCUGUCCUUAGGCGAGUUAUGCAGGUUUUUUCAAAAAUUGGUGGACAAAACUUUCUGAUCACCUAAAAUAACUAAAGUUUUCUCAGUCUCCUUGAGUAAGCGACAUGGUUCAGUUAUCUUUGAACACUAUUAAGGGACCUACAAUGACGAUGGGUAUGAUUUUUACCACCAAAUUCGGCGUGUGCCCUCAAGCAACUCGUAUUCUUGCAGCGCUCUUUUUCUCGUUAAAAUCACGCCCUAUGCGGCAAGGACGACUUUUUAGUUUCAGAAAAAGUAAUAAGAAACUCAUUGGAGGUAGUGAUGCAAGAUCUUACUACCCUGCAAUGUGAAAUAUACUCCCCGCCAUAAGUUUUGACCCCCCUUCUAACUCGGUCCAAAGUGUACCAAUUUGGACCAAAUUUGGUACGUAGUCUACUGAUAACCUAGUAGUAAAAAAUAUCAUAUCAGGGCAAACCACAUAGCUGUAUUUCAAAAUCCAGAGACAAUUUUUUAAAAUCACCCCCAAAAAAAGAGGACAAAAGUUUUGACCCCCCUUUAAAAAAAGUUAAAUAUCGCCACCGGAUGUAGCCCGCACCUUUCGCAAUCGACGUGCCUUACCUGAAUACAGGUUAAUAAACGCUUUUCCGUUGAAUGUUUCGUUGCAUCUGAGGACGCAACGCGUUAAACCGAGUUUGAUGUAGAGCUGCCCACAAUGGUUAAUAUCUCGCUCUAGCGCUUUCCAAAUGUUUUAAAUUGUGUUUAUAUCAUUUGGUUUUGACUUGUAAUCACCUGCAUUGACCUUCUUCUUUUGAAAAAAGUCCACGAUGGCCUAGCAGGGUCGAUUCGGCCGAUAUCCAGUUGUCAUGCCCAGCCUUGGUGAGCCAUUUGCUCUUUGGCUGAAGGUCUAGAUGUGGUCGUUAGGUCCUCAGUCUAAUCCUGAGACCCAUAUUUACACUCAGUAUUGUAAAAUUUCUCGAUUUGACCCGUUUUGUAAUGGGUUUCAUUCACCUUAAUCUUGAGUUCGCCGUAACUGUAAAUGCCCCCAAGGUUGAUCAGAACCCCGCAGGCGAUUUGGCGUUCGAUACGUCUCAGACGUAGACGGCGGGUGCCGUAGCUUCUUAAAUUACGCGGGCCAUCUAAUGCAAGCCAUUUUUCUUCGGUAAAAAUCUAUUUGAAAAACUCGGUUUUUUGGUUAAGGUGCAGAUCGGGGAAGUUGCGGCGGCAAACCAUUUGAGAUCGUGUCAGCGGGAGUUUAUUCUUGGACUAAGUGUAGAUGUGAGUCUCAGGAUGAGAUUGAGGACCUAACGACCACAUCUAGACCUUCAGCCAAAGAGCAAAUGGCUCACCAAGGCUGGGCAUGACAACUGGAUAUCGGCCGAAUCGACACCACUUGGCCAUCGUGGACUUUUUUCAAAAGAAGAAGGUCAAUGCAGGUGAUUACAAGUCAAAACCAAAUGAUAUAGACACAAUUUAGAACAUUUGGAAAGCGCUAGAGCGAGAUAUUAACCAUUGUGGGCAGCUCUACAUCAAACUCGGUUUAACGCGUUGCGUCCUCAGAUGCAACGAAACAUUCAACGGAAAAGCGUUUAUUAACCUGUAUUCAGGUAAGGCACGUCGAUUGCGAAAGGUUCGGGCUACAUCCGGUGGCGAUAUUUAACUUUUUUUAAAGGGGGGUCAAAACUUUUGUCCUCUUUUUUUGGGGGUGAUUUUAAAAAAUUGUCUCUGGAUUUUGAAAUACAGCUAUGUGGUUUGCCCUGAUAUGAUAUUUUUUACUACUAGGUUAUCAGUAGACUACGUACCAAAUUUGGUCCAAAUUGGUACACUUUGGACCGAGUUAGAAGGGGGGUCAAAACUUAUGGCGGGGAGUAUAUGCCAUUAACGCCUUAAGCAAACCACCUAGGAGUAGCCGAUCUCUGAAUAAUUGAUCAUAACCGCAGGCGUUUUUAUUAAAUCAGUCUAGAAAUCCCCUACAAUACUCUUUGGUGAAUACUGAAGAACGUGGGAUAGCAAUCUCCCGUUAUCUUCGCAUUUCGUGCGCGCACUAACGCAAAAGUCCAAAAAAACGCAACUUUUCCGAUUUUGUAAUUACAAAAUGGUCAGAAUUUGCCAAAAAAUCCUCAAGUUUGCGUUAUCGCGUAAUUUCACCCCGAAAUUUCAUGAGUCCGGGUCAGCACUAAUACAACUUUAUUUUUCAUUGUGUAGGGCUAAGCCAUGUUUAAUUUCAACCAGUUUGGGCUGAUUCUGAAAAAGUUACAGGCCGCUAAAGUCCGGCCGGCUGGUCAGUUUUGUAAUGAUUUUGCACAUGCUUGAUGAAAUCCUUAACAUCCCUCGGUAUGAUGGACGGAGAUUGACCAUGUGUGAUCAAUGACAUAAUCUUGCCCUUAAAGUGCAAGGAUGGAAAAUUCCGUUUUACCAAAUGUUUUGCAGCUCUUCUUGAUAGGGCAGUUAAAAUUUGGAACAUGUAGCUCAAUUAACAACCCAGCUAAAGGGUGGUCUGAGAGAUAUGUCCGGGAGUAUAGUGCACAUCGCAAAAAAAAUUAGCUGCCUAAAUUACCUUACUAGGGAAGUGUACAAACGAACCCUCACCAAAUGGCAAGUGUUAUACACCAUUGGAAAGCCCUUGAAAAAUGGUGAAAGGUACCAUUUUCAUUUUUUGCAGAAUGCCUCAGGGCAAAAAAUUAUAAACGGUUGAUUUGUCCCUUAAGUAGUUACAAUAUCUUCUAUUAGGCAAAAUAAAUGUUAUUUCAAAACGCUAAAUGGUACGUAUUACCAUUAGGUUGGCCUAAGAAUCAUUAUGAAGCUUGGCGCUUGCGAGUAAAACCAUUUUACAUAUGACAUUUACUGGUUUUAAACACCCAUAAGGUGAAAAAACACUUUUCACUUUUUUUAAUCUUGAAAAACAUGUAAGUUUGAUGGUUUUUACCGUAAUCGAUCGUCUCCCAGAAAAAUUAAAACCUUUGUAAAAGUUUAACGCAAAUAUUUACCUAACUGUAAGAACGCAAAAAUGAUUUUGCCCAAGCUGGGAACCGAACCCGGCUUGCUUUGGCUUAUCAGCCUGCUCCGCAACCACUGCACUAUUGAAGCAACCCUCUCCGAGGAUUUUUUCCUGCCCAAGAGAAAGAAAGAUUUUUGUUGCAGAAUGACCUAAAAAUAAUAUAAUUUACAGUAUGUUGUCGCGGAAAGUCAUUCUGCAAAAAAUGAAAAUGGUGUCUUCUACCAUUUUUCAAGGGCUCUUCAAUGACGUAUGUCACUUAUCAUUUGGUGAGGGUUCGUUUGUACACUUCUCUAGUUAGGGCAUAGAUACGACCGCUUUUUGAAAGGGGUUAUAUGCGGCCAAAACGCCGGUUCCUUAUAUUACAGUAAUACUGGCGGUUUGAAAUCGUCUUUAUUAAUUUCCUGGUAUCCAAAGACGUCUAUCACGGUCGUUUUAUGGCUUUACCGAUCCUCGGUUAUAUGUUAUUAGACAUUACUGCUAGUUACUGUAAAUUGUAAAUAAAACUAGGUUAAAGGGAAAAUUGGAGCAAAAAGCUUUGGAAAUACAUUUAUAUGAUCGUCGUGGUUAUUCACAAACGAAAAUUUCAAAAUCGAAAAUUUCUUAUGUCCUAGCCUUACCAAUGGUUGGUCCACUGUGUCAGCAAUAGUGUCUUUGGCCGAUUUUACAAUUUUAUCUUCGUAUUUUUUCGAAAAAAUGUAUAUUUAUAGGCCCUUGUAAAUUGAAUUAUCCUCCAGUAAUUAUAAUCGGUCAGGUUACUGGCACAACACCCUUGUAAUUAUACGAUAGUGACAUACCCACUCUCAUCACCAUCAAAUUUGUGGUCGUUUCAAAAAAAUUCAAAAACUCAGAAAAAUUGCAUAACCAUGGAUUUUGUCUGCGGAGGAACAAAAAUUAUUAAAAAAUGUCAACAUACCAUGGUUUUGUGGCAUAUAAGAGAUGAAACGCAAAACAUUCACAGAGACCGGAUUCGAAACCAGGACUCGCUGCGCCGGAAGUGGGCUCACCACCAAUCGGCCAACUGGACACAACUCUGUUGCCGUUCCGAGAGCUUAUAAAGCGAGGCGGAAAUUAGGCUAAAAUCUGUAUUUUGGCCAUAACUUUGUUCAAAGUGAAUUUAGGCAGCUAAUUCUUUUUGCGCUGUGAACUAUUUUUAAUGCUCUUUCAAAUGAUAUAGGUUUCGUUAAGAAAGCAGGGUACAACUAUUUGCCGAUCCCUUGUGAGCUUUUUUCAUCUUAUUCGUAAAAGCCAAACCCAAAUACGGCCUCCGUCGGUAAAAAAGUCUCCUCCGAGCCUUCGCCAAUGUGUACGACAUCCGCCAAUCUGCCGAGACUAACAGAUUACAUCGUACCAGGUGUAACAACCUAAUUUCGUCUUUAGUUAAAUGUCUGGGCUUUGUAACGAGAUGUAAUUUUUUAUUCUUUUGCAUUUUCUAAAUCGCCCAACUUCACAUUUUAAGGUCAAUUUUAACUUUUUGGAUAGCUGCAAAGAGCACAAAGAAUUUGGACACUUUCUGAAUGGCGAAAUCCGGAACCGGGAAAAAAACAAAAGAUAAGGCUUAGAACUGCCACUUGAUCUUAAUAUGUUAUUAAUCUCGAAACUUUGUUAUUUUUUUGAUUGUUACUUUUUUUCUUACGGUAGUACUGUUAAAUAGUAAUCAUUUGAAAAAAUAGAAAAAAUUUGGGAGACCGGUUAUUUCCCAAAAGUACAGAAUUCCGCGAGACCGAACCUUUCAUUUGGGGCAGAUCGGGUAUCGGCCCAAUAUUGCAAAACUGUUUGAAUUGCUAGCCAAUGUAGGUUAGGGUACUUUGUGUUCACACCGUAGGGUAGGUCCCCUGCGACCCAUUUCCCCACCUAGGUCGCGACCAAGGUCAAGGUGGUUGCCUAAAAUCACUCGAAAAUGGUGUCAAUGUUUGACUAGGAUGGUCAAGACGCCUUCUUUAGGUCCGUAACCGAGGUCAGGUGGUUGUCCAAAAUAUUCUCAAAACGGCCAAACAAAAUGACUAGGGUGCGAGAGUCACUUUGGUUGAGCUUGGUCGUGACCUAGCUCGUGAGCUAUGAUGACAUCCAUGUUUUUCAAGAAAAAAAGCAGGAUCAUGGGUCAUGAAUAAGACCAACUUUUUCCUCCAAAAAUUCUUUCGAAAGAAUUUUGAUGUGUAAAAUCUUUUGGUAAAUUCAUAUUGCGUGGACGAAACGUCCAAACGGUUCAGGAAAUGCGCUGGAUUGACGCUGCCGUAAUUUUCGCCCACAGUUAGGUCAGGUCACAACCACCCUGACUAUACCCCGGGACUAAAGUUUGGAACAGGCUAGAUUUACUUUGUGGCUUGAGAUCGCAGUUUCAUUUCUUUUCUAUGAGAAUCGGAAUGUAUUGAAACCCUGAAUAGAUGCAUAGCCGUAAAAAUCCGAAAGCUCAUAUCAGCAAACCACAAAAUUUUUAAAAAUGGGUGGGACAAAAGUUUGGAACAGGGUAGGAAUGCGACCAUAAAUUUCGAGGUAUAGUCAAAAACUCCUAGCCUUUGGUAUUUUUAGAUGCUACAAGGAGUCAGGAUCUCAACGACAUGCUGAUUUUCAUCGAUAAACUCAAAAUGAAAAAAAUUCUUAUUGAGCCAAAAAUGACGGUCAAAUUUGCGAAAAAAAAUUAUUUUUGGGUUGGGUUCUCUAUGUUAUUGGGUGUGUAAGCAUUCUAAAAUAUUUAAUAUAGUCGUAUGACCGUAAAAAGACACUCAGAUCUUCGCAUAGCGACCUUAUCCGCACAGUAUAAUUUAUGAAAAUCUUGGAUUGCGCUUCGAAUCUUGGUCUAAUGAACUUUAGACUUUUUGUAAGGCGGCUUGAUGGCUAAUUGGUCUUUUCAUAGUUUUUGUGGGAUGAAAAGGUUUCUUCACAAAGCAAAACAUGACCGCAAUUUGCAAUAUCCCAAGUAAGACGUUUCAAAAAUUAAAAAAAUUUUUCGAUCACCAAAAUCAAUGUCUAUAUCGACCUGGAUUCCUAGUUUAAUACAUUGUAGAGUUGGCUAACAAAACUUUAUCAGUGUGAAAAGGAUAAAGGCAUUUAGUUUUGCGCCAUACGGCGACCUAAAAUUAAAGUAAAAAAUAUGGGUCAUCUUAACAUCUCAUAUAUAUGGGUUUUUCGAAGUUGUGGCCUUUCGUGUUGCAAAUAGCGGUUGGUUUUUGCCUCUUGGAGAUACCUUUUUGUCCCACAAAAACUAUGAAAAGACCAAUUAGCCAUCAAGCCGCCUUACAAAAAGUCUAAAAUUCAUUAGACCAAGAUUCGAAGCGAAAUCCAAAAUUUUCAUAAAUUAUACUGUGCGGAUAAGGUCGCUAUGCGAAGAUCUGAGUGUCUUUUUACGGUCAUACGACUAUAUUAAAUAUUUUAGAAUGCUUACACACCCAAUAACAUAGAGAACCCAACGCAAAAAAUAAUUUUUUUCGCAAAUUUGAUCGUCAUUCUUGGCUCAAUAAGAAUUUUUUUCAUUUUUAGUUUAUCGAUGAAAAUCUGUAUCUCGAUGAAGUCCUGACUCCUCGCAGCAUCUAAAAAAACCGAAGCCUAGGCGUUUUUGACUAUACCUCGAAAUUUAUGGUCGCAUCCCUACCCUGUUCCAAACUUUUGUCCCACCCAUUUUUAAAAAUUUUGUUUUUUUGCUCAUAUGAGCUUUCUGAUUUCUACGGUUAUGCAUCCAUUCUGGGGUUUUAAUACAUUCCGGUUCUAAUAGAAAAGAAAUAAAACUCCGAUCUCAAGCCGCAAAGAAAAUCUAGCCUGUUCCAAACUUUAGUCCCGGGGUAUAUGCUCACAACCUAGGUCGUGAGCUUGGUGACGACCUGACAUAGAGAAAGUGUCUUGACCAGCCUAGUUAAGCAUUGCGACCAUUUUCGGGGAAUUUUAGGCAACCAUCUUGACCUUCCUCACGACCAGGUCGCGAGCUUUGUCAUGGGUGAUCUCUCCUCUGGUAUGAACACCCCGUUGGUUAGCUAGUAAAUAAAUUUUGCAAUGUUUGGUAUAAGUAUUGAGGCGAUACCCGAUCCCUCAACUAAAGGGUAGCUAUAACACAGUUCUGUAAAUAUUAUACUAUGUAUGGAAUUAUUAUUUAGGGGCGAUUCCUCAUCUGUUAACUGCGGUAGAUCCACUGAAAGAUCAGACGUAUUUCCUUUCACGGAUAUCCGAAAAUCAACUUCGAAGGUCCAUGUUUCCGAUCGGAGAUCAAAUUAAAUCUAACGUUAAGAAAAUGGCGGUAGAAAUGGGACUUAAUGAAGUGGCCGAGAAAAAAGAAAGCAUGGGAUUAUGUUAUGUUGGGAAACGUCGGAAAUUCAGUGAAUUCCUCGAAAAGGUAUCAUUUUUAUAACCCUUCAAGAGAAUUUGUAAUUCUAAACUCUUUGUUUAGUAUAUACCAGACAAGAAAGGCAAUCUGGUGGACAUUGAAACAGCAGAAGUCAUAGGAGAGCACAAUGGAAUCCAUCACUUUACAAUUGGAAAAAGGGUUGCCAUUAAUACAAAUUAUCCUACCCAUUACGGAUUUUACGUCUGCAAGAUUGAUUCCUGUUCGAAUAUUGUGUACCUGGUAAGAAUACAGAAACGUUAAGUGUUUCUGGGCAAACAGUGCACCUCGAAGAAAAUUUUUUUGUAAAAAAUUGAACAAGCUUUUGAAUUUUUUUUCGCCAAAAUAACAAGGUUUAUAGCGAGUUACAAUCGAAAGGGUUUUCGAAAUACCCCCAUUAUGGCAUCGUCCUAUUGUGGUUUCCGCCUAAGUAUUGUAGACGAUUGCCAAUCCGGGGAGCGACAAUUGGCCAAUUGCAAUUGGGGAAAAAGACAAUCGGGGAAACUGAAAAGUAUUAUUUUUCUUGCCUGUAAGUUUUGUUGAUUUCAAAAAUCAUGUUCACUUUUUGAUUGUUAUUUUUUUAAGUAGUACUGUAAAGUAGUAUUUUUUAGAAUUUUUAUCACAAAUACUCGAUAUAGCGGUUUUCGAUGGUGCUGAUUUCGAAAAUGAUAUUCAAUCUUUCUUAUUUGAAAUCAGCACCAUCGAAAACCCCCAAAUCGAUUAUUUGUGGAAUAAGGUAAAAAAAAUUAAAUCGAGUAUUUGUGACAAAAAAUGCAAUUAACUGCGUUAAAAAUGGUUUAACGUCUUUUUCCCCAAUAUUCAACUUACCCAAGUGUCUUGUUCCCCAAUUGAGGACGUUCCUGCCAAACAAGUUUAAAUUGUAGUGUCGGGGAUCGUUUAAUCCAUUGUUAUAUUCAAAGAAAAUUCAAUUGGAAAGGCCUCAUUGGAUUAACGGAUCUCCCAUCGAAGGUGAUCUCGAAUUCAGAUGUCAGAGACAACAUCCGACCUUACAAUGCUCACUCGAGGAUGACAUCUUGACCUCAAAGACACCUUUAAGAGCUGCUGCUCCUGGUCAGGUACGCGAUUUACCACUUUAUUGAAAAUAUGCAUUUUUUCAGAAUUGUGUUUUUUACCGAGAAAAUGUUUGUCUGGGAUCUGCCGAGAUUACUGAUAUCCUGGAGCCGAUCAAAUAA